AUGGCCGAUGCACGUGGCGGUGCUGCUCCACCAGCAGGAGGAGCACGCGGCGGCUUUGGCUCGCGCGGAGACCGCGGAGGCGACCGAGGCCGUGGCGGACGUGGAGGGCGCGGACGAGGAGGCCGACGAGGCGGCGGUAAGACAGAAGAGAAGGAAUGGAUGCCAGUAACGAAACUGGGGCGGCUAGUAAAGGCGGGGAAGAUCAAGAGCAUGGAAGAGAUUUACCUACACUCGUUGCCGAUCAAGGAGUUCCAGAUCGUGGACUUCUUCUUGCCGAAGUUGAAGGAUGAGGUCAUGAAGAUCAAACCUGUGCAGAAGCAAACUCGUGCUGGACAGCGUACUAGGUUCAAGGCUAUUGUUGUCAUCGGUGAUUCGGAAGGACAUGUGGGCCUGGGAAUCAAGACGUCGAAGGAAGUCGCUACCGCUAUUCGCGCCGCCAUCAUCAUCGCAAAACUCAGUGUUCUACCUAUUCGAAGAGGGUAUUGGGGUACAAAUCUUGGUGAACCUCACAGUCUGCCUACGAAAGAGAGUGGGAAGUGUGGGUCCGUUACUGUUCGCUUGAUUCCCGCCCCUCGUGGUACCGGCCUCGUCGCCUCCCCGGCAGUCAAGAGAUUGCUCCAACUUGCUGGCGUGCAAGAUGUGUACACCUCCUCCUCUGGCUCUACGAAAACACUUGAAAAUACGCUGAAGGCCACCUUUGCUGCUGUUGGGAAUUCAUAUGGCUUCUUGACGCCUAAUUUGUGGAAAGAGACGAAGCUCAUCCGAAGCCCGCUGGAAGAGUUUGGGGAUGUGUUGAGGGAAGGAAAGAAGUAUUAG
Bacidia gigantensis is the source of this 816-nucleotide messenger RNA. It is a transcript of the gene RPS2, whose product is annotated as 40S ribosomal protein. Gene Ontology annotation, molecular function: RNA binding; structural constituent of ribosome. Gene Ontology annotation, cellular component: ribosome; cytosolic small ribosomal subunit. The record is from RefSeq and is a predicted model, not a curated record. The transcript is spliced from 3 exons. Lineage: Eukaryota; Fungi; Ascomycota; Lecanoromycetes; Lecanorales; Ramalinaceae. Bases 1 to 816 code for a protein of 271 amino acids. Gene Ontology annotation, biological process: translation.